CACCCUAACUCAUGUUUGUUACUGACGCUUAUUUUAAUGCAACACGUGUUGGCAAUCCAGGGCUCUUUAUAUUGGGCAUACGUCCCCGACCCACCCCUGUUACAGCCCGUGGGAUGGGAUAUGAGCCCUCUUCCUGUGUAUGUCAAUGAUAUUGUCUUGCUAGGCCCUCCCUCUUCUGUUCAUCUCCGGCCACAGCAGGCUGCCAUAUCCUACAGGGGCUAUUCUGACGUAUAUCCCAUAUGCUUUGCGAUGAAGCGCACAAUACCACGCUGUUUGAGUGUUUCCCCGCGAACUAGUUGCAGUGAUGUGAGUAUAGCUAGCCUUGACACUACCAAUAGCACCAUGGUGACCUCUGGUAUAGCCCCACGGGAUAUUCCACUUUGUGCAGCUAACUUAAGUAUCGCUAAGGGGAUUGGAAUACCCUGGAGGCUCUGCCAAGGACAAAAUGCUACUAAGUACUCACUAGAAGAUAGAUUUGAGCUCUGGGAUUGGGGGCCUAUAAUAUCUUCCGGAUGUCCUGAAUGCCGUCCGAAAAUACCCCCAAUUCUCACUCCUCAGUGCGGCUACCCGGUGCAAACUGAGAUAUGGAAACUUAUUGCCGCUUUUGGAAACGCCACUCAAGUAUCUCUUGGCUCUGUCAGCGAUUGGGUUAGUAUGUUAUAACAAUCAGUCUCAUUCCUCAAAAACUGGGCAGGCAUAGGAGCCCUGAUUAUGUUGAUGAUUCUGGCUCAAGUACUCCUUCUAACAUGCAUCUGUAGAAUUGCGCGACAACAGCGGCUAUAGCAACGGGCUU
Messenger RNA from Mustela erminea (ermine), 793 nucleotides. RefSeq lists its product as uncharacterized. The record is from RefSeq and is a predicted model, not a curated record. The coding region runs from base 37 to 663 and encodes 208 amino acids. Lineage: Eukaryota; Metazoa; Chordata; Mammalia; Carnivora; Mustelidae. The transcript is spliced from 2 exons.